CGGAUCUUCGGCGCUGAAGGCUUUUAAAAGUUGAGACGCGUCAAAGAUAACGCAGCUGCUGUUUAAAUCAGGCCGAAACUUUGGCAAACGACCAACGACACGUUACUAUUAACUUAAGCUUCGUCAACACACUGCAGACAGCUUAAUGUCGCGGUGAAGCUAAUACGAUAACCUUAAUUAGCUAGCAAGUUAAAAUAGUUGCUGCUGACUGGGGACGCACAGCUAGCUAGCUUAGCUUCGUUUAGCUCAUAAUAGCUUUUCUGCAGGGUCAAGAAAAGCUAAAUCUUAAGAUUUCAACCCUUUGGACAUCUCUCCUCAACUCUGCCUUUCGUCUGCUCGUCCUCUGCUGGUGAUUGUGGUUGCACUGGGAGAACUGAUGAUGGGGCACAGGGCUGUCCUCGAGGUUCAGCGACCUCGUCUCAUCCAGGUCAUGGUGCCACUGCUGCUGGUCCUCGUCGUCCUGUCGGCGGCGGUUUGGGCGGAAAGCCAAGACUACUACAAUCUGCUGAAAGUCAACAGGGAGGCCACGACCAGAGAGAUACGACAGGCCUUCAAGAAGCUGGCGCUCACCAUGCACCCCGACAAAAACCCUGGCGACGCCACAGCCCAUGAGAAGUUCCUGCAGGUGAAUCGAGCCUACGAGGUUCUGAAGGACGCAGACCUCCGGAAGAAGUAUGAUAAAUAUGGAGAAAAGGGAUUGGACGAGCAGCAGCAGGGGGGACGCUACGAGAGCUGGAACUUCUACCGAUAUGACUUUGGUAUCUACGACGAUGAUUUGGAGAUCAUCACGUUGGACAGCGGAGAAUUCGAGGCAGCAGUGAACUCUGGAGAAAUCUGGUUCAUUAACUUCUAUUUCCCACGAUGCUCUCACUGUCACCAGCUGGCUCCAACGUGGCGGGAGUUUGCCAAAGAGAUGGACGGAGUCAUCAGGAUUGGAGCGGUGAACUGUGGAGACAACAACCAUCUCUGCCGGAGUAAAGGCAUCAACAGCUACCCAAGUCUGUACAUAUUCAGAGCAGGACAGAGACCAGAGAAGUUUAAUGAGGAGCGCUCUAAAGACAGCCUGGUCCACUUCUCCAUGAAGUUCAUCACAACGACCGUCACUGAGCUCUGGCAAGGUAACGUGUUCAGCGAGAUAGAGAACGCGUACGCGUCCGGGCUCGGCUGGCUGAUCACCUUCUGCUGUGACACCGGAGAUUGCCUGGAGCCAACAACGAGACAGAAGGUGGCUGGGAUGUUGGAUGGUCUAGUUAAGGUGGGAUGGAUGGACUGCACCUCACAGGAACAGCUCUGUGACAGUUUCCAGGUGACCAGUGGAGUGACUGCUUUGUUCCCACCUGGAAGUUCUCUGGAUCAACAAGGCAGCAUACUGUGGCUGAAUACUCUGGACAGUAGAGAGAUCUACAAUCAGGUCAUCAACCACCUGCCUGAUCUGGAACAACUGACCAGCGACAGCUUCCAGAGGAAGCUCGCUCAACAUCGCUGGUUGGUGAGUUUUACGUUUGGAGACGGAAACGCUGCCUCCAACGAGUACAAGAAGCUACAAGCCUUCCUCCAAAAUGACCACAUACAGGUUGGCAGAGUCGACUGUAUAGCAGACUCAAAGUUGUGUCAGUCACUGUACAUCCAUAAACCCUGUGUGGCCGUCUUCAAAGGACUGGGAAUCCACGACUUUGAGAUCCACCACGGUAAAGAUGUGCUGUACAACAUUGUGGGUUUUGCGAGGGACAGCGUUCGUGCUCAUGUGACGACUCUGAGGCCGGACAACUUCCCUGCAGACAGAAAGGAGCCGUGGCUGGUCGACUUCUUUGCUCCGUGGUGUCCUCCAUGCCGAGCUUUACUGCCUGAACUGAGAAAAGCGUCAAUCCAGUUGGCUGGACAGAUGAAGUUUGGCACUCUGGACUGUACCAUCCACCAAAACCUCUGCUCUACGUAUAAUAUUCAGGCUUAUCCCACCACAGUGAUAUUUAACGGCUCCUCUGUUCAUGAAUAUGAAGGACAACAUUCAGCUGACGGCAUCCUGGAGUUCAUACAGGAUCUGGUCAGCCCAUCAGUGCUGGUCCUGGAUCCUUCCAGCUUCAGCGAGAAAGUUAAAGGUCGAGCUGAGGGGGAGAUCUGGGCGGUUGAUUUCUACGCUCCAUGGUGUGGCCCCUGUCAGGCUCUGAUUCCAGAGUGGAGACGCAUGGCCAGGCUGCUGUCCGGUCAGGUCCUGGUUGGCUCAGUUGACUGUCAGCGGUUUCAGUCGUUCUGUCAGGGUCAGAGCGUGAGGGCGUACCCUGAAAUCCGCCUGUAUCUCGGCAACACCCGGCAGCCAGAUCGCUACAUGAGUUAUAAUGGUUGGAACAGAGAUUCCCAGUCACUGAGAUCAUGGGCACUGAGCUCCUUACCCAGAGCGUCGGUGGACCUGACCCCAGAGUCCUUCAGGUCUCAGGUUCUGUCAGGUCAGGAUCACUGGAUCCUGGAUUUUUACGCCCCUUGGUGUGGACCCUGUCAACACUUCGCCCCAGAGUUUGAGGUCCUGGCUCGGGUUCUGAAAGGGAAGGUUCGAGCUGGGAAGGUGGACUGUCAGGCUCAUCAUCAGACCUGUCAAUCAGCUGGAAUCACCGCCUACCCAACCGUCAGAUUCUACCCGUACCUGGGGACAAGGAGGCAUGAACACAGCGGAGAACACAUCAAUAGCCGGGACUCCAACGUGAUAGCUGACAUCGUCACGCAGCGACUACAACAGCUGACGCCACAGUUGCACAACAAACGGAAGGACGAGCUCUGAUGAUCUUGAGCCGGUGCACCAUGGGAGAGACCAGCAAUCUGAUUGGUCAGGGAGGGACAGCGGUGGAUUUGAUUGGUCCAGCACAAUGAUCAAUCAGUCAACACUCCUUGAAAAGUCCAACACACAGACAGACGGACUGGGCACCGACUGUUACCCGCUGUGUUGAAUGUACUGAACACUAAUGCCUUGUUUUUAUUUGUUUUUAUUUUGUCUCCAUUGUUUGUAUUUACUCUAUGAAGUAAAAUUGUGAGACACUGGUUACUGAACAUAUUACUGACGCACACACACGCACACGGAGCCCGAUGUUGACAUGGUGUUGUAUUUUAUUAUUCAUGUAAAAACUGUUGGACCUCCAGAAUAAAACGGUGUGUUUCUGUUAAAAGAUUUCAGCAGUCUCAUCAGUUUUACAACCUUUGCUGAAGUUUUAAUUCUGCUUCUAUACGUCCUGUUCUCACUUAAAGUAUAUCUCAAAGUCAGAAUGUCAUGUAGAACUUAAAUUAUUAGCCCAUUAAUGGAUCAGUCAACUGAUAGGGCUUUCGCAAUAUCAAAUUUUCACUACACAGUUAUGCUAUCACAAUAUCUAUAGAAAAAAAUCAUCCGUCUAAUUCAUCUUUAAGUUUGUUGGUUGUGCGUUUUGUGUCUUUUUUUGGCAAAUUAAUUGCACUGAAAAUACGAAUGAAGGGAGGAGAGAGAGAGUCUGUUACUAUUACGAUAUUACGAGGAAAUAAUUAACUUCAAAUUAAAUAAGCUAUUCUUACUAUGACCAGCAGGUGUCACUGUCCACACUCAAACCAGAAUAUGUUUAUUAGGUAAAAUGGGUUUAGAAUGUGUUUAUAUUAUAGUUUCUAUUGAGCUGAGGAAGCCUUGUAAUCCGAUGGAUUAACCUGACCGUGAUGCAUGCUGGGAACCUCAGUGACCCUAAACAGAGUAAGUGUGCAUACUGAACAAGACGGAUCAGUAGGUUUAGGGUAGCGCUGUCUGAUUAUUCUGUAGAUUAUUAAUGUGAAAAACAACACAAGUUGUUAAUCCCUAAACAAACAAGAACAUUACGUCUUUUGAUAAACGGACCUUUUCUAGAUAAUGUCAGAAAAAUGCAGCUUUCUGAUGGUUCGUAAUAGUUGUGUGUUUCCAGUUGAACCAGCAGACGACACUGUUGCUCGUCUGCUCUGCUGUUCAUCUGGGAAAGAGUUCAACAGGAAACAUGAAGUACCUGAACACUGAUUACCAUGCAGGCUGGUACAGGAGCGAGCUUCAG
Anarrhichthys ocellatus (wolf-eel) is the source of this 4025-nucleotide messenger RNA. It is a transcript of the gene dnajc10, whose product is annotated as DnaJ (Hsp40) homolog, subfamily C, member 10. The record is from RefSeq and is a predicted model, not a curated record. The coding region runs from base 377 to 2770 and encodes 797 amino acids. Gene Ontology annotation, cellular component: endoplasmic reticulum lumen. Gene Ontology annotation, molecular function: protein-disulfide reductase activity; oxidoreductase activity, acting on a sulfur group of donors, disulfide as acceptor; misfolded protein binding. The transcript is spliced from 25 exons. NCBI's taxonomy places the organism in Eukaryota, Metazoa, Chordata, Actinopteri, Perciformes, Anarhichadidae. Gene Ontology annotation, biological process: IRE1-mediated unfolded protein response.